UGUACAUACAUUGCCUAGUGCCUCUGCAGACAGUCUGCAGAGAAUUCAAUAUGGUGUCGUUAGUCAAGCGGUGUAUCGCAUGAUUCUGUCAACGUCGACGCAUUUAAUUUUGCAAUUGAAUACUUUUCUCUUGUAGUUCCCAACUGUUUGUCAAUUAUGAAAAUACGGCUGAAAAUCAACCAAGAGCUUAGGCCUCGCUGACAUUGCCACCCUUUCACUCGGGCCUUCUAAAUUGACCAUUGUGUAGUGCGUUGAACAUUUUUGAGUGUUUUUAACCUGUUAUUCAAAUCAUAAUAUAUUUUUUAUAUUUACUAAUCGUAUGCAAGCUUACACUCGCGUUCUUUUUAAAUUUUUUUCAUUACAUUGUGCAUCGAAACACGCAUCAUCAUUGUCUUUUUUGGUGAAAAUCGUCGAUAAAAGUUUUCUUCAAAACGGGCAAUGGAGACCAGCGUAGUAAACAGCAGCAACUCAGAGCCUAUUGUUGAUUCCGAUACUAUUAAUAAGGUCAAAGACAAAGAAAACUUGUCAGAUGUCGAAAUCGUAACCAAUGACAUCAAGACCCGAUUAUACUUGCUCAAAAACAGCACCGACCAACGUCCAGCAGAAACCAAACAAUUGAAUGGACUUCGACAACUUAAUGGCAGGACCGAAUCUUCGUCAUCUGAAUCCAAAAGUUUUGUUGAUAAUACGCAAAAUGUCCAGUCUAAAAAUACUGAAGCUAAUCAUGUCAAUGAAAAAUGCACUGAGGCACAGGAUUUACCUAAGAGUACAACAGGGGAAAUUGAAUACGUUAGUUACACUAGUGAAUUACAAAUGCCAGAUAUAAUGAAAUUAAUUCAAAAAGACUUGAGCGAACCAUAUUCUAUUUACACUUAUCGAUAUUUUAUUCACAACUGGCCAAAGUUAUGCUUCUUGGCAAUGGAUGGCAAAGAAUGCAUAGGUGCUAUAGUUUGCAAACUAGAUAUUCACAGAAAAAUAACUAAACGAGGUUAUAUAGCUAUGCUUGCUGUAGAUAUAAAAUACAGAAAACGUAAAAUUGGUUCAAAUUUAGUUAGACGUGCAAUAAAAGCAAUGAUUGAUGACAAUGCAGAUGAAAUUGUGUUGGAAACUGAAAUUACAAAUCAACCUGCACUAAAAUUAUAUGAAAAUCUUGGUUUUGUUCGUGAUAAGCGCUUGUUUCGCUACUAUUUGAAUGGAGUAGAUGCUCUAAGACUCAAACUUUGGCUAAGAUGAAAUUCACAAGUGUACUUGUGUUAAUAAAAUUUCAAAUUUAGCUACUUAUACCGAAGAUUAACUUCAGUAAAACAUAGCAAAGUGAUUUUGUGUACAUGUGCACUUUUUAUUUGUUAAAAUUGAUAUGACUUCUAUGUUGAAUCACAGCGUCAAAUGUUGUUUUUUUAGGUAUCGAUGUAAUAUCGCAAGUGUAAAAGAGUGAUUGUACUGUUAUAAAUAAUUUAUUUCUUCUCUAGCACUGUAUAAAAAUUCAAAAUUUGUAAUUAAUAAUCUAUUUUAAAACUGCUAAACUAAAUAUAAAAACUGUUUGCAAAAAAAUUAUUUUUCAUUAACAACUGUGUAAUUAGAAUUUCAUUGCAUUAUGCUAUUUAUAAUUAAAAUGGAAAUUGCACAUAAAGUUUAGAAUAAUUUGUUUAUAAAGUUAUGAAAUUUAUAUAAUAAAAUGUGUUCAUAAUCUGAUGACUGAGUUCCCCGCAACAAAUCAUUAAAAGGGAUAAGUAAUUUAAAGCAGUUACUAAUGUGAUUAAAAGGAGAAAAGUAAUGACAAUUUCAAUGGGAAAAUUCCUUUAUCAAUCAGAUCAUGGAAAUUAAAUUAAAAAUAUGGCUUUAAAAUAUUUGAAAUGAACUGUGCAAAGUGAUACUAAAAGCUACUCAAUAAAUUACAAAUAACUUUGAAUAAAUCAAAGAUACAGACGUCCAGUGGAGUUUCUGAUUUUCCAGAAAG
This is a messenger RNA of Trichogramma pretiosum, 1957 nucleotides long. It is a transcript of the gene Naa30A, whose product is annotated as N-alpha-acetyltransferase 30. Gene Ontology annotation, cellular component: NatC complex. The transcript has 3 exons. The record is from RefSeq and is a predicted model, not a curated record. Bases 439 to 1233 code for a protein of 264 amino acids. Gene Ontology annotation, molecular function: protein-N-terminal amino-acid acetyltransferase activity. NCBI's taxonomy places the organism in Eukaryota, Metazoa, Arthropoda, Insecta, Hymenoptera, Trichogrammatidae. Gene Ontology annotation, biological process: N-terminal peptidyl-methionine acetylation.